UGAAAACAGACAAACCAUCGCAAGAAAAAUUACUUCGAGAACAAGAUAAGUGGAAUUAACACAGCUUCAAGGAUGCCAGCUACGUUAGCACCCGCGAUUGGAAUCGAUCUUGGAACAACAUAUUCUUGUGUUGGAGUUUUUCAACAUGGUAAAGUUGAGAUUAUUGCCAAUGAUCAAGGCAACCGAACAACUCCAAGUUAUGUUGCCUUCACUGACGUCGAACGCUUGAUCGGGGAAGCAGCUAAGAACCAAGCAACGCUGAACCCAAACAACACUAUUUUUGAUGCCAAAAGACUGAUCGGUAGGUCAUUUGACGAUCCUACUGUGCAAUCGGACAGAAAAAAUUGGCCUUUUCAAGUCAUCAAUGAAUCUGGCAGGCCGAAAUUCCGCGUUCAGAGCAAGGAAACAUGGAAGACAUUCACUCCAGAAGAAAUAAGCUCUAUGGUGUUAACAAAAAUGAAAGAAACAGCUGAAGCUUACUUGGGACAGACAAUCAAGGAUGCAGUCAUUACAGUGCCUGCUUAUUUCAACGACUCGCAGAGGCAGGCCACUAAAGAUGCUGGGAUGAUUGCAGGAUUAAAUGUUAAAAGAAUCAUCAACGAACCUACAGCCGCUGCUCUUGCUUACGGCUUGGACAAAAACCUCAGCGGUGAAAAGAAUGUUCUGAUUUUCGAUCUGGAUGGAGGAACGUUUGAUGUUUCCAUACUGACCAUUGAUGAUGGAUCUCUGUUCGAGGUACGAUCAACGGCUGGUGACACGCAUCUUGGCGGAGAAGAUAUCGACAAUCGCAUGGUGAACCAUUUUGUAGAAGAAUUCAAGCGCAAGUACAAGAAGGAUCUGAAAGGAAACUCACGGGCGCUGCGUCGCCUGAGGACCGCUUGUGAACGAGCCAAGAGGUCGCUAUCAAGUAGUACGCAAGCAAGUAUUGAGAUCGAUUCACUGGCAGAAGGAAUUGAUUUCUACAGCAAGAUUACCCGUGCAAAAUUUGAAGAACUGUGCAAUGAUCUCUUCCGUUCCUGUUUGGAACCAGUAGAGAAGGCGCUCAGAGAUGCUAAACUUCAAAAGAACCAAAUCCAUGAGGUAGUUUUGGUUGGCGGUUCCACAAGGAUCCCCAAGGUACAGCAGCUUCUGGAGGAAUUUUUUGAUGGCAAACAGUUAAACAAGUCCAUCAAUCCUGACGAGGCAGUAGCAUAUGGUGCGGCUGUGCAAGCAGCUAUCUUGGCUGGAGACCAAAGUGCUGAAAUCAAAGAUGUUCUCUUGCUCGAUGUUACUCCCUUGAGCCUUGGUAUAGAGACCGCUGGUGGAGUUAUGACCACACUGAUUGAGCGCAACAGUCGAAUUCCAGCAAAGACUUCAAAAGAGUUCACAACCUACUCGGACAAUCAGCCAGGUGUUACCAUUCAAGUGUACGAGGGAGAGCGCGCAAUGGUAAAAGACAACAACCUCUUGGGAAGAUUUGAGCUGACAGGAAUCCCUCCUGCACCGCGAGGCGUCCCCAAGAUUGAAGUCUCCUUCGACAUCGACGCCAACGGUAUCGUAAAUGUCUCCGCCAAGGACCAGAGCACAGGGAAGACGAAUGCUAUAACCAUCACUAAUGACACGGGAAGGCUCUCUAAAGGAGAAAUCGACCGCAUGGUCGCUGAUGCCGAAAAGUACAAGAAAGAAGAUGAGAUGCAGCGGGAAAAGAUUGCUGCAAGAAACAGCUUGGAGAGUUACGUGUACAGCGUAAAACAAACAGCAGAAGACCCAAAUGUGGUGAACAAGCUGAACGCUGAUGAUCUGGAGAUAGUAAAGAACAAGACUCAGGAAGUGAUGGCUUGGCUGGACAGGAAUUCAAUGGCAGAUAAAGAGGAAUAUGAAGAGAAACAGAAAGAUCUUCAGCAAGUUUGCUCCCCUAUCAUGGCCAAGUUACAUGGUCAGCAGCAACCGCAACAGGGUUACAGUUCUUCCGAUGGGCCCACAGUGGAGGAAGUUGACUAAUUCAAGUUACUCUGUGGCAACAUCAGUGACAUUUAAGCGUAAUGUAGUCAUACGACAUUCAGUGUACUGACAUUGCAAAACUUCGGAGCUUUGUUACUUUUUAUUUUAUCGUUAUAUUAUUUCAAGUUCAUUUUCGUGCCUAAGGGCUAGGUCGGCUGUAUAUCAUUUUUUAACUUUAUUAGAACAUUGGCAGUAUAUACAAUCAAAGUCGUAAAAGUUAAUUACACUAAGACAUCGAUAAAGCUUUUGUGAGUUUUUUAAAAAAAUUUUAAAGUGUGUUCAAAAAAUUAUUUUCGUAGUAGCUAAUUGUAAGUCCUAUUUGGUUUUAUUAGAUAAUGAGAAAUAUCACCUUGCUUUCUUUGUGCAGCUUGUCGAGAAAAGUAACAUGUAGUUCGGACAAGAGAGAAUAAUGUCGGUAUUCUCUCUUGGUUUGGAUAGUUAUUAUAUUUUAUUAUCAGUUUUGGAUCAAUAUAAAGUGUAACGCGACACCUAGUUUAGUGUAGAGCUGUAUACCAAUUCUUUCAGUAGUAAAGUGUUAUUAUUUCUCAGUAUCUGACUUCUAGUGUUUUGUCAUCUGUACUCAAUGGGUUAGGGUUUUACCGGCUCUGCAGUGGGGGAG
This is a messenger RNA of Porites lobata, 2599 nucleotides long. The record is from the annotation of a GenBank genome assembly. Lineage: Eukaryota; Metazoa; Cnidaria; Anthozoa; Scleractinia; Poritidae.